Messenger RNA from Triticum urartu, 1943 nucleotides. The record is from RefSeq and is a predicted model, not a curated record. Lineage: Eukaryota; Viridiplantae; Streptophyta; Magnoliopsida; Poales; Poaceae.
AUGACGCCGCCACCCUGCCAUGGCCGCCCUUGUGCAGUGCCGCCGCAGGCGCCGUCCGACGCGUCGUUGCCCCAGAUCCGGCGAUUCCGUGCCCGGAUCUCGCCGCCGUGGACCAGAUCCACUCCGCCCCGACCUCGUCUGGCCUCGUCCCCGCUCCUCGCGUACCCCGGCGAUCGCCGCCGAUGCCUGUACCGUGGUAUCAACUCUGAUUUGUUUGGGUGCCAAACACAGGAAGUCAAUCCAGAUGAUAGGAUCAGCAGCUUGCCCAAUGACAUCCUGCUCAACAUUCUCGACCGACUCGAUGUCCGCAACGCUGCAAGAACCAGUGUCCUCUUGAGAAGGUGGAGUCAGCUUCCUGCAAUGCUCCCACGGCUUGUAAUCAGUGCUCCGGACCUCCUGCCCUCAGAAACUAAAACCAAAAAGACCAAUGGUAAAUUGGUUCGGAGGACCAAAGCAGCUGUGGCCGAAGCUUUGGCCAAUGCAGGAUUGUCCAAUGCUGAAUUGGUUCAGAGGACCAAUGCAGCUGUGGCCAAAGCCUUGGCCGAUGCAGCCAAAGUUGUGGCCAAUACAGCUGCGGCCAAAGCGACAAAGAGCAUACUGGCACGCAGGGAUCCGGGUGGAUGCACUAUCCGCCUCUUGAGCAUGACGUUCUACUUGAAAGACGAUGCCCCCAUAUCAGUUGGGCAUUCUGUUGCCAGUGCCAUGGCAACAUGCAAGAUUGAAAAGGCUGAAUUCAUAGUUCUGACAGAGAAGGAAUGCCUAGAGUGCGACGUUUAUGACAUGGAAAACUAUGGGACACGGUUUGUGUCGUUUUUUAAUGAAUGUGUCAAUGCAUUUGCUGGUCUCACCCGCCUCCACCUGCAGAAUUUGAGAUUCGCCAAAUCAGACUUUGUUUCCAACAUCCUUGUCACUUGCAAGAAAUUAAAUUAUUUAGGUUUUCUCAAUUGCGACACAGAGGAUUGGAUAACGCUCCAAGUUGAACAUGCACAGCUCAGUGAGCUCAGUAUUGUUAAUUGCCGGUUUGACAUGGUCAAACUCGCCUGGGUUCCGAAACUCACCUGCCUGGCAUUUGAGUUUUGGGUGUCUUUCAGAAAACCACCAUUGUCAUUUGGCCAUGUCCCAUUGCUUGAGGUUCUGCGCCUUUCAAAUGUUGCUCUUAAUCGGCACAAAAUGGUCAAGUUAAGUACAUUUCUUCACGAGACCUCUGUCCGAGACCUGAGGUUGGGGUUUAAAUCUGAAAAGAUUUGGGUUCAACCAGAGUGUUUGACCAGAAGGCAGGCAUAUGUGUUCUGCCAACUAAGGAUUCUCAAUCUACUUAGCAUUCCUGAAGGGUAUGAUCUCACCUGGACAAUGUUCUUUUUGGAAGCGGCGCCAUCCCUGAAGGAGCUCAUAUUGACGGUAAUUGAUCAUCCAUGUGAAAUGGAAAUGGACCAGAAGGUGAGGAGGCAGAAGUCCUAUAGCAGGAACAAGGGUGUCCAGUGGGAAUCACCUACAUCAAAUUUCAAGCACCAUUGUCUCACCAAGCUAACCUUCUUCUGCUUCCAAUAUGAAGAGUACAUGGUGAGUCAUGUCAGGCGUGUCAUGAAAGCAGCGGUGAAUCUAGGGGAUGUGUACCUGUAUGACAGGCUCACAUGUAUCUACUGCGAAGGCGAGGAGCCUCUAAAGCCGAUAGUGUUUCCGAAGACAAAUAAGCAGAUGUCUUCAGUGGAGAAGCAAAUCAGGAAGGGCAUCGAGUCACCUGCCAUAAUCCACUUCCUGGCGGCUGCUGAAAUAAGCGAUGAUUAUCGUGCAAGGGUAACUGAAGACUGUUAGUGGCAGUUUAUUGAAUACCAAGUCGGCUUGCCUGAGUACUCGAUUGGGCUAGAAAUAGUGGUCCAAAUACGCAUUUCCUUAUUUGGUCUGCUUCUGUAGUUGCAAUGCCUUGUAUAAUUAAAAUCAGUUGA